Molecule: messenger RNA, 5515 nt
Organism: Pipra filicauda (Wire-tailed manakin)
Lineage: Eukaryota; Metazoa; Chordata; Aves; Passeriformes; Pipridae
Gene: PKN2
Product: protein kinase N2
Exons: 22
Coding region: 378-3335 (985 amino acids)
Biological process (GO): signal transduction; protein phosphorylation
Molecular function (GO): ATP binding; protein serine/threonine kinase activity; small GTPase binding
Source: RefSeq, a predicted model, not a curated record
CUGCCAGGGCCGAGCGCCGCGCCCGGGAGGGGAGCGCACGGCGGGCACCGCGACGCGCCCCGGACACCGCUCCGCUCCGCCAGGAACGCACCGCGGGCAGCGCUUCGCACCCCGGACACCGCUCCGCUCCGCAUCGCGGGCACCGCAGCCCGGGUACCGCACCGCGCCCCCGCGCCCGGCGCGACCCCCAUGAGAGCAGAGCGGGCGGCGGCCGCCCCCCCGCGCACCCCCGCCCGCCCGCCUGCCUGAGCACGGAGCGCUCCCCCCGCCCCCGAUGCGCCCUUAGUCCCGGCCCCGGACCCGCCUCCCGCGCUCCCCUCCCCGCCGGCGGCGGCGGCAGCAGCAGCGCCCAGGUGCGGACUUCAAACCCCGGCGCAAUGGCGUCCAACGCGGCCGAGAGGGAGAUCCUCUUCACCGAGAUACAGGGGGAUGCCAAAGGUCUUGUAACCUCUGAGAACGUGAGCACUGGCCAGAAGUUGGACUUCUCAGAUACAAUGGUACAGCAGAAGCUGGAUGAAAUAAAGGACCAAAUCAAGCGGGAAAUAAGGAAGGAACUUAAAAUCAAGGAGGGAGCAGAGAACCUCAGGAAGGUCACAACAGAUAAAAAGAACUUGGCAUAUGUGGACAACAUUUUGAAAAAAUCAAAUAAGAAGUUAGAAGACUUGCAUCAUAAGUUACAGGAGCUAAAUGCACGCAUUGUUGUAACGGAUCUAGAAGAUGUUCCAGAUUGUCCCAGCACUCCUGAUACUCCAAAUAGCGACCCUCGGUUUUCUACUAACAACAGAUUGAUGGCCUUAAAGAAGCAGUUGGAUAUAGAACUGAAGGUAAAACAGGGAGCAGAAAAUAUGAUACAGAUGUACUCAAAUGGCUCUUCAAAGGAUCGAAAACUUCUUGCCACAGCUCAGCAGAUGCUUCAGGACAGCAAGACAAAAAUAGAAGUUAUAAGGAUGCAGAUUCUUCAGGCAGUCCAGACCAAUGAAUUGGCUUUUGAUAAUGCAAAACCUGUGAUAAGCCCUCUUGAACUGCGAAUGGAAGAAUUACGGCAUCAUUUUAGGAUAGAGUAUGCUGUAGCAGAAGGUGCAAAAAAUGUGAUGAAAUUACUUGGAUCUGGGAAAGUUACCGACAGAAAGGCACUUUCAGAAGCGCAAGCAAGGUUUAAUGAAUCAAGCCAGAAGCUGGACCUCUUGAAGUAUUCACUGGAACAGAGAUUGAAUGAGCUUCCUAAAAACCAUCCCAAAAGCAGUAUUAUUAUAGAGGAGCUUUCAUUAGUCUCUUCACCCACAUUAAGUCCUCGUCAGAGUGUGAUAUCUACUCAAAACCAGUACAGUACACUGUCCAAACCAGCAGCUUUAACAGGUACCCUGGAAGUUAGGCUAAUGGGCUGCCAAGAUAUUUUGGAAAACGUCCCUGGUCGAUCAAAAGCCACAUCAAUUACGUUACCUGGUUGGAGUCCAAAUGAAGCCAGAUCAUCUUUCAUAAGCAGACCCAGUAAAAGUAAAAGUGGGAGUAGUAGAAACCUUCUGAAAACUGAUGACUUGUCCAAUGAAGUCUGUGCUGUACUGAAGCUGGAUAACACUGUGGUUGGUCAAACUAGCUGGAAACCAAUUUCCAAUCAGUCAUGGGAUCAGAAAUUUACACUGGAACUAGACAGGUCACGUGAAUUAGAAAUCUCAGUUUACUGGCGUGACUGGAGAUCUUUGUGUGCAGUGAAGUUUCUGAGGUUGGAAGAUUUCCUGGAUAACCAAAGGCAUGGCAUGUGUCUCUAUCUUGAACCCCAGGGCACUCUGUUUGCUGAGGUUACAUUUUUUAAUCCAGUUAUUGAAAGAAGACCAAAACUCCAGAGGCAGAAGAAAAUUUUUUCGAAACAGCAAGGCAAAACAUUUCUCAGAGCUCCUCAAAUGAAUAUUAACAUUGCCACUUGGGGAAGGCUGGUAAGAAGAGCCAUUCCAACAGUGAAUCACUCUGGCACCUUCAGCCCCCAAGCACCAGUGCCUGCGACCGGGCCGGUGGUGGAUGCCCAGCUCGCUGAACUGACCCUGCCAGCUGGUGACUCUCCUGUAGCCAAAUUGGACUUUGAACUUGAGCCUGAGCCUCCACCUGCUCCACCCCGUGCAUCUUCCCUUGGGGAAAUAUGUGAAUCUUCCUCUGAGAUAAAGGCUCCUGAUGUGCCUUCUCAGGAUGAAGUAACAACUUGUGAUUUUGAAAAUGGCAGAAAUAGUAUUGUUCCAAAACUCCAACCUGAAAUAAUUUGUGAGCCUGAUGCUCCCCAUACAGACAUGAAAUACACCAACACCAGAGAACCUGAGGAUAGAAGAUCACAACAAAGAUUUCAGUUCAGUCUGAAGGAUUUCAGAUGUUGUGCUGUACUGGGCAGAGGACAUUUUGGAAAGGUGCUGUUGGCAGAGUACAAAAACACAAACGAGAUGUUUGCUAUUAAAGCCUUAAAGAAAGGAGAUAUUGUUGCUCGUGAUGAAGUAGACAGCUUGAUGUGUGAAAAGCGAAUAUUUGAAACUGUGAAUAGUGUAAGACAUCCCUUCUUGGUGAACCUUUUUGCUUGUUUCCAAACCAAAGAUCACGUUUGCUUUGUAAUGGAAUAUGCUGCUGGCGGGGACCUGAUGAUGCACAUUCAUACUGAUGUCUUCUCUGAACCACGAGCAGUAUUUUAUGCUGCAUGUGUGGUUCUUGGACUUCAGUAUUUACAUGAGCACAAAAUAGUAUAUAGAGAUUUGAAGUUGGAUAACUUAUUGCUGGACACAGAAGGCUUUGUGAAAAUUGCUGACUUUGGUCUUUGCAAAGAAGGAAUGGGAUUUGGAGACAGAACAAGCACAUUCUGUGGCACACCGGAAUUUCUGGCUCCUGAGGUGCUGACAGAAACUUCCUAUACAAGAGCUGUAGACUGGUGGGGUCUUGGUGUUCUUAUCUAUGAGAUGCUAGUGGGUGAGUCUCCCUUCCCUGGAGAUGAUGAAGAAGAGGUGUUUGACAGCAUUGUAAAUGAUGAAGUAAGAUAUCCACGAUUUCUGUCUACAGAAGCCAUCUCGAUAAUGAGACGGCUGCUGCGUAGAAAUCCAGAGCGGCGUCUUGGAGCUGGAGAGAAAGACGCUGAGGAUGUGAAAAAGCAUCACUUUUUCAGACAAAUAGAUUGGAAUGCUUUACUGGCCAAGAAAGUGAAGCCUCCUUUUGUACCCACCAUUAGAGGACGAGAAGACGUUAGUAAUUUUGAUGAUGAAUUUACCUCUGAAGCACCUAUCCUCACUCCACCUCGGGAACCAAGGAUACUUUCAGAAGAAGAGCAGGAAAUGUUCAGAGAUUUUGAUUACAUUGCUGAUUGGUGUUAACUUCUAGACACUGUGAACCCCCAGCUGACUGGCUCACAAGAAUGCCUCUCUCGGAAGAAUACCGACCCUUCAAUUGCUCUCUGUGCCACCUGUAGCUUCUGGGUUUUUUUUAAAUCACAUGAAGAUCCUUUUAAGUACUGUUUUAACACUCUUGUGAAGAGUGGCCUCUUUGUAUAUUGUUUUUUUAUCUGAGCACUGGAAAGCAGGUCUAUGGCGUUCAUAAGCUGAGUUGGUGAACCCCGGCUGUAUUGAGCUUCUCGCACAUGGGCACACGUGGAUCUUACAGUCUCUCUGGCUCUUCCACAGCAGAUAACAUCACUUCUUAAAGUAUCUGCGUAAGUGGGAAAAGCAGACUUUGAGCUACGUAAUCUCCACUCAGCCACAUUGGAGUAAGUUGGGAUACUGGUGACACUCACACAGAACACGGUUCUAGUCUGAGAAGGCAAAUGAUUUCAGCUAAAUAUUGUGCAGUCUAUAAAACUACACAUUUCUAUGUACACCUUCAUCUUGUGUUCUUAAAAUAAUGGUAUUGAGAACAGAUAUGCCUUGUUUUGUAAAUUUUCUAUGGUAUUUAUUAGGAAAAAUGUUAAAUGCCUUGCCUUUGAGAUAACAACUGUGUAAGUGCUUCCAUUACAAAGAAAAAUCCAGAAAAAUCCGGAAAGUUUACCAAAGUCACUUGCCAAACAGUUUUGCCUUCAAGCUUCUUAAGCACGGCUUAAGCCCCUGGUUGGUAUGAGGAAUGUAACAAGGACAUUGCUCAGUGCAAGCCCAGAGCGAAGCGUCCGCGUGGCCCCAGCCCGGCCACUCCUGCAUCGGCCUCCUGCCUUCCCCAGCCCCGAGGGGCAGAGGAGUCACCCAGUCCUUAUCUAACCACCUCCAUCAUCCUCUGUCUGUCCUACGAUGUCAUUUAGAAAACAUAAGGAUUUUCAAUGUAUACAUGUGAACAUGUAUAUUUGGAAGUUGUAAUGUAUUCUUACCUUUAGGCAAGUAAUUUAAUUGUACCACUUCAUCAAUAUUGCACGGUGGCAAAAAAACGUAUCCAUGUAGGCCACUGACCUCCAGCCCUUGAAUUGGCAGUUACUGAGAGUAAAAAGCAAUACCUUGUAACAGAAUGUAUAAAUAUUUUUGAUAAAAACAGUGUAUAUUUUAUAAACCCCUUAACACUAAAAGCUGUACCUCAAAAGUUGAAAAAUAAUUUUGACCAGACACUGUGUGUAUUUGUAAACCAAGACCUACUUUUGGCAUCUGCUGUUCUGGGGGCAAACAUUAAUUCUUGGAAAAUAAAUUUCCCACGUAGUCCUUAUCUCUAGCACCAUUCAGCACUAACCUCACGGGUUCAUCAGGGCCAGGAGUUUGCUGUUCAUGGUCUAAGGCAGUGAGAAUCAGCACCCAAAUUAUUAAAGAACUGGUAAUUUUAUUAAUUCAAAGAAGAAACACAAACCACUGGAGUGUGCAAUGCCAAGGUGGUGGUUUAAAAUCAUGAUGCUGGACAGACCUGCAGGGUCAGGCAGGGGAGAGGCUUAAGGGAGAAAAAAAAAUAAUGGUUAAUAGGUCUAAAUCAGGCAAGUCCCCCACAGGAAGGAGGGAGGCACCUUCCCCAGUGCUGCAAAGCAUGUUGGGCAAAACGAGUCAACUCCUCAGCACUCAUUGUUUCCAGGUUCUAAUUAAUAAGAAACAAAUUAUGUUCCUGUAUCAGGCUGAAACCAAUACUUUUGAGGUACAGUCAGCUCGCCCUUUUUUGGUUCCCAAAAAUAUAUAUAUAUAUAAAAGCAUCGAACAGGGUGCUUAACACUUAUGAAAGUAUCCUCAAACAUACUUUUUUGUAACUACAUCUUGUACAGAAAUCUUUUUUUAAUCUAAGCAAAUCACUAAAAAAAAAAAAUUAGAAAAAAUUAGAGGGCAGGGUAUGUUCACCCAGUUAAGAUGGAAAAAAGCACUAAUUUUAUCUCUGUAGUUUUUUAAAUAUUUUUAGGCAGAUUAAGAUUUAAACCCUAGAUUGUAAAUAUAUUUUGCUAUACUUUAUCUGUAUGUGGCUGCUCAAGCACUUUGUAAGGAAAUUAGGAUAUUUUAGAAUGGUACACUAUGCAUUAAAAUGAAAUGUGCCUUUAACAAAUGUCAUUCUAAGUGUUUUGCAGUCAUUAAUAUCACAAAUUAAAGUUCUAAAUAGAGUAAUUUGUAAA